This is a messenger RNA of Coregonus clupeaformis (lake whitefish), 1547 nucleotides long. Its product is annotated as hippocampus abundant transcript 1 protein. Gene Ontology annotation, cellular component: membrane. Gene Ontology annotation, biological process: transmembrane transport. NCBI's taxonomy places the organism in Eukaryota, Metazoa, Chordata, Actinopteri, Salmoniformes, Salmonidae. The record is from RefSeq and is a predicted model, not a curated record. Gene Ontology annotation, molecular function: transmembrane transporter activity.
CGGAAGUCUGAGAUUUCCAAAUUCACCGUUCCCAGUGUUUUUGAACGCGGCAUAAUCUUUGAUAGCGGGUACACGGACGUUAGAAAAUCGUAUGAUGAGACGUCAUUACGUUUUAAUGAUGUUUUUGCAAAGAUGGCGGUGGUUGAGUGAAUGGACGAAACAGCCCUUUUAGUUCGAAAAUUGGAUUUAUUCCUUUUCUUUUCCAACAUAAUCUGAUUUAAAUAGUUUAUAAAAUUUCUUAACAAAUAUAUUCCUAUUAAACAAAGAACUAGAAUGGUAAUAUGACACAGAGUAAAAAGAAGAAACGGGCGAAUCGCAGUCUUCUGCUGGCGAAAAAAAUUAUUAUCAAGGAUGGAGGAACGGCACAAGGUUUUGGAGCUCCCAGCGUGUACCAUGCUGUAAUUGUCAUCUUUUUGGAAUUUUUUGCCUGGGGCCUGCUUACAGCACCCACUUUGGUGGUCCUACAUGAGACGUUCCCGAAGCAUACGUUUCUAAUGAAUGGCUUGAUCCAGGGGGUAAAGGGCCUGCUGUCUUUCCUGAGUGCUCCGCUGAUUGGUGCCCUGUCUGAUGUGUGGGGUCGGAAGUCUUUUCUCCUGCUUACCGUUUUCUUCACCUGCGCUCCCAUUCCACUGAUGAAGAUAAGCCCCUGGUGGUAUUUUGCAGUUAUCUCAGUGUCCGGUGUGUUUGCUGUAACCUUCUCCGUGGUCUUUGCCUAUGUGGCUGACAUCACACAGGAGCAUGAGCGCAGCAUGGCCUAUGGACUGGUGUCGGCCACCUUUGCUGCUAGCCUGGUGACAAGCCCUGCCAUCGGAGCCUACCUGGGCCGUGUGUAUGGUGACGGCCUGGUGGUGGUGCUGGCCUCGGCCAUCGCUAUGCUGGACAUCUGCUUCAUCCUGGUGGCUGUGCCCGAGUCUCUGCCUGAGAAGAUGAGGCCAGCAUCCUGGGGGGCUCCCAUCUCCUGGGAACAGGCCGACCCCUUUGCUUCUCUAAGGAAAGUGGGCCAGGAUUCCACUGUGCUGCUCAUCUGUAUAACAGUGUUCCUGUCCUACCUCCCCGAGGCUGGCCAGUACUCCAGCUUCUUUCUCUACUUACGACAGAUUAUGGGAUUUUCACCUGAAAGUGUUGCAGCUUUCAUAGCUGUUCUAGGACUGCUUUCAAUCGUUGCACAGACAGUAGUAUUAAGUUUACUCAUGCGUUCCAUCGGGAACAAGAACACCAUCUUGCUCGGCCUUGGGUUCCAGAUACUACAGCUCGCCUGGUAUGGGUUUGGCUCCGAGCCAUGGAUGAUGUGGGCGGCAGGUGCUCUAGCAGCCAUGUCAAGCAUCACUUUCCCAGCGAUUAGUGCUUUGGUUUCCCGCACGGCAGAACCAGACCAACAAGGGGUGGGCCAGGGGAUGGUGACGGGGAUCCGGGGGCUGUGUAAUGGCCUGGGCCCGGCGCUCUACGGCUUCAUCUUCUACAUCUUCCACGUGGAGCUGGAUGCACCCCCAGACGGCAACGGGGACACUCUGGUCCAUACUCAAGCCCACCUUCAGCUCCUCCCACAG